Molecule: messenger RNA, 1500 nt
Organism: Triticum turgidum subsp. durum (durum wheat)
Lineage: Eukaryota; Viridiplantae; Streptophyta; Magnoliopsida; Poales; Poaceae
Source: the annotation of a GenBank genome assembly
AUGUCGUCGGUGUAUGUGCUUGAGCCGCCGACGAAAGGGAAGGUGGUGGUGCAGACAACGGCCGGUCCGAUCGACAUCGAGCUGUGGGCCAAGGAGGCCCCCAAGGCCACGCGCAACUUCGUUCAGCUAUGCCUGGAGGGCUACUACGACGGCACCCUCUUCCACCGGGUCAUCAAGUCCUUCCUCAUCCAGGGCGGCGACCCCACCGGCUCCGGCACCGGGGGUGAGAGCAUCUAUGGGGCACCGUUCGCUGACGAGUUCCAUUCACGUUUGAGGUUUAAUCACAGGGGUUUAUUGGCAUGUGCCAAUGCUGGCACACCUCAUUCGAACGGAAGCCAGUUCUUUAUUACCCUUGACCGCUGCGAUUGGCUUGAUAAGAAGAAUACAAUUUUUGGGAAGGUCACUGGGGAUUCUAUCUUCAAUCUUCUGGCCUUGGCUGAUAUCGAGACUGAUAAGGAUGAUCGGCCUGUAUACCCACAGAAAAUUCUUUCAGUUGAGGUACUCUGGAACCCAUUUGAUGAUAUAGUUCCACGACAACUUAAGAAGAUUCAGCCUGCUCCCAAGGCUGAUGCUGAGAGGAAACCAGAGAAGAAAGCUGUUAAGCAACUUAAUGUGCUCUCGUUUGGAGAUGAAGUAGAAGAAGAGGAGAAUGAGGCAGCUUCUUUUGUGAAGGACAAAAUAAAGAGUAUCCACGAUGUGCUCGAUGACCCCCGUUUUCUUAAAGUGGAACCACAGGUUGAACAACUGUCCAAGGAGGAAGAGGAGAAGAAAAAUGAAACUGUCCUAUCUAUCAGGGAGGCUUUAAUCUCGAAGAAAGCUGAAUCCAGAGAGCCAGAGCAUGAUCCAGAAAAUGAUGAUUCUCCUGAAGAUGAGAAUGAGGAGGAUUUUGACAACAGGAUGCGUUCACGGAUUCUAAAAAAGCGUAGAGAGCUUGGGGAUAUUCGGCAGAGUCAAUCUUCCAAGAAAGAUAAAACUCAUCAGAAGGAUAAAGAAUUACCAGUGCAUAGUGGACGGCUAAAGAGUGAUGACGACGACGACGACGAUGAUCAUCAAUCAUCAAAAUCACGGAAACUGUCUUUGAAGAAAAAAGGUAUUGGCUCUGAAGCCAAUACUGAAAGGAUGUCCAGAGGAGAUGUUAAUUUGCAACUGCUAAAUCCAGCUGAACAAGAGAAACAUUUGAAAAAACAGAGAAAACGCAGCCUCCAAGGCCGUGAAGAGGAGACUUUAGCAAAGUUACAGAAGUUCAAGGCUUCCUUGAUGAGUAAUAAGCCUGCUAAUAUGGAAACAAAGGCAGAAGACAGUGAGGACUACAAAGAGUGGCAUGCCAACCGUCUCACUUUCGCACCUGAAUCUUCGAAGGAUGGUAUGACUAGGAAGGAUGAUCCAAAUGACUAUGUAGUGGUUGACCCUCUUCUGGAGAAAGGAAAACAGAAGUUUAACAAGAUGCAAGCGAAGUUAAAGAAGAGAGAUCGUGAAUGGGCUGGCAGAUCUCUCACAUGA